UCUAAAACUACGAAUUCGAUAUUUCCAAGUUCGUCAUCCGACCCGACGAGACAAGACAGACGGACACAAUGAUCACACAAUCGACACGGCGGCCGUUAGGCAGCUGGAAAGCCGUCUUCCGGCGAGUCCAGCAACAACGACAACAGCCAAUACCACAGCUAUUCCGAUCAAUGGCCACCGAAACAACUCCCACAUCCGACGCAGCAGUAGCUAUACCACCUCUCCCUCCAUCUACGAUACUAGCAAAGCCUCAAUUCUACUCCCCCAAAUUCAAAAAAUCCCCCUUCGCAAUCUACCCCCGCGUCCCCUCAGCCCGCAAAACCCACCCAGCAGCCCUAGAAUCCUACCACGCCCAACAAAUCACCCGGCUCGACCGCACCGGCGCGCGCCGCGCCCUCUUCAACAAAUCCAACGUCGACUCCGCACGCGUAGGCGACGUCCUGCAAGUAACAACCCGUCGAGGCGCCGGCAACUCCGGUGAGCCCUUCGCCGGUGUCCUCCUCUCUAUCCGGCGCGCCGGAGUCGACACCGCCAUCCUCCUCCGAAACCAUAUCUCGAAGGUAUCGGUAGAAAUGUGGUUUAAAAUCUUCAGUCCCAACGUCGUAGGAAUCGAAGUAGUAUGGCGACGACCGAAGAGGGCAAGGCGUGCUCGUUUGACUUAUAUGCGCCAGCCUAAACACGAUAUGGGUAAUGUGGAUCACCUCGUCGAGAAAUGGCGUCGUACGAGGAAUGUGUUUACGACGAAGGGGAAGAAAGCUGCUGCGAAGACUGCAGCGGCGGGAGCGCCGGGAGCGAAGCGGUAGGGGAGUUUGGUGGUGAAGUGAGGAGGUUAGAAGUAGGUGAUGAGGAAGGGGCAAGCACUUUUUUCUCCGUCUCUAGAGAAGAGAUGAAGGACGAGAGGCUAGAUACUGCGGAAGCCUACGUGUACAGAUAUAUACGCCUCCCGUGGAUAUGUACCAUAUAAACACGAUCUGCCACAAUUCCAUAUCUUUACAGCGUCAAAUUUGAAAUCUUGCGAAUUAAGUAGGAAGGGACUCAUAUAUCCUCUUUACAGUGCAAGCCAGGUUGGGAGGAGCUGCAUUAUUCACCAACAACCUAGCCCCUUUCAUAGAUCAUGACAUCAAAUUAUGUCCACGAUAUUCUAGUGGCCAUACAGGUAUAGGGGGCUAGACAAUCGAUCGCGAAUAGUC
Hypoxylon trugodes is the source of this 1190-nucleotide messenger RNA. Its product is annotated as translation protein SH3-like domain-containing protein. Gene Ontology annotation, biological process: translation. Gene Ontology annotation, molecular function: structural constituent of ribosome. The transcript is spliced from 2 exons. Gene Ontology annotation, cellular component: mitochondrial large ribosomal subunit; ribosome. The record is from RefSeq and is a predicted model, not a curated record. NCBI's taxonomy places the organism in Eukaryota, Fungi, Ascomycota, Sordariomycetes, Xylariales, Hypoxylaceae. The coding region runs from base 69 to 803 and encodes 244 amino acids.